Messenger RNA from Saccharomyces kudriavzevii IFO 1802, 471 nucleotides. RefSeq names its product type 1 protein phosphatase-activating protein YPI1 (gene YPI1). The transcript has a single exon. Lineage: Eukaryota; Fungi; Ascomycota; Saccharomycetes; Saccharomycetales; Saccharomycetaceae. The record is from RefSeq and is a predicted model, not a curated record. Gene Ontology annotation, molecular function: protein phosphatase 1 binding; protein serine/threonine phosphatase inhibitor activity. Bases 1 to 471 code for a protein of 156 amino acids. Gene Ontology annotation, cellular component: nucleus.
AUGAGUGGAAACCAAGUGAAUAUCGGGUCGGAACAACAGCAAAUAGUCGGGUCUCGAACGGUAAGCGUGGAAGAGGUACCGGCAGUUUUGCAGCUUCGAGCUACACAAGAACCUUCAAGGACUGAAGGAGCAAGAUCAACGAGGCACAAUGUGAGAUGGGAGGAAAGUGUGAUUGAUAAUGAAAACAUGAAUAAAAAAAAAACCAAAAUUUGUUGUAUUUUCCAUCCUCAAGACGAACCUGACGAGGAGUGCCACCAUCCGCCAGAUCAUGAUGAAUCUUCGUCAUCGUCGUCAUCGUCGUCUUCUGGGUCUGAGGACGAAAAGGAUCUUGACUUCAACGAACGCAGAAAGAGAAGACUGGAAAGACGUCAUCGUAACCUCGAGACAAAAAGGUCGUACAGCCCCAAUGCCUAUGAGUUCCAACCAGAUUAUUCUGAGCAUAGGCGAAAGCAGCUAGAAAAAAAAGACUAA